AUGUUAGUGAUCGACCCGGAGAAAAGAAUAUCUGUCGAUGAUGCCUUAUCCCACGAAUAUGUGAAUGUGUGGUAUGAUGCCUCUGAAGUGCAUGCUCCUCCACCAGGCCGCUAUGAUCCAACAGUAGACGGGGAACAUACUGUAGACGAAUGGAGAGCGAUGCUGUUUGCGGAGCUGCAGAAUUACUACAGGACGCACGACGUGUACGGUGUGACACAGCGUCGAUAA
Cooperia oncophora is the source of this 228-nucleotide messenger RNA. The record is from the annotation of a GenBank genome assembly. Lineage: Eukaryota; Metazoa; Nematoda; Chromadorea; Rhabditida; Trichostrongylidae.